GGGGUAUAGACUGCGAGCGCACCACCUUCCCCAAAUGAGUGGUGAUAAAAUGUUAAUACACUACAAUGUGGGAAAGAAGUAUCUCCAUUUCAUUUUACUUGUCACUAUUUUUCUAAUUGGAUUUUCAUUAAUAGUAGCCUAAAAAGAGACAUUCAACUAAGAUAUAAUGGUGGAAACGUUGAGUUUCACAUUCUAAUUAUCAGUUGUUUCUCCUUUUCCAUCUAAAUUGUAAUCAUCUAUGUAUUAUCAGUAGUUUUCUUUUUCCACCUAAAUGAUGAUGAUCGUUCGGAUAGGAAAAAAAGAACAACGAAUAGUUAAAACGCAAAACUCACGAACGAAUAUAGUUCAAACGUGUUUAUGAUCAUUGGCCUAGUUAAUUUCAAGUAAAAAGAAAAAGGCAGUCCGUCACAUUAAAACUUCCAUUAUGCAAGUCCAAAAAGGGCUAGAAGGAGCUAUUUCCAUGGCUUGAACCCGUUACAUCCUAAUUACACUGAGACAACUUUACUGGUUACUCCAAGGCUUUCGUUUUUCACUUUCAAGAAAAGAGUAAAUCAAACAAACGUGUCCAAUAUUCUUAUUCCUUUAAAGGGCAGUCUGUCACAUUAAAGCUUCCAUUAUUCAAGUCCGGAAAGGGCUAAAAAGAGCUAUUUUCAUGACUUGAAUCUGUGAGUUCCUGAUUACAUGAAAAUAACUUCACUAAUUACUCCAAGACUCCCGUUCUGUAACUUUCAAGUAAAGAAUAAAACAAAUAAACGUGUCCAAUAUUCUUAUUCCUCUAUAUCAAAAUGAGCAUCCACACUCUUUUUACAUAAAAUAUCAAUAAAUUCUCAAGAUCUAUUACUAUUAUACAAAGUUUACUUUUGUACAUUAUAGAAACUACAUAGACAAAUUCUAUUAAUUAUUAAUAAUGCCUCGUGAAGAUGAUAGAUAUGAUAGCAUAAAGUCACCGUUGGGCUUUAUUAUUGGUCUUCCUUUUGCUUUGCUUGCUCUUCUCGUCUCUCUCCUUGGCCUUAUCGUCUUGAUCGUCGUGUUGACAUUGAGUUGCAUAUGCCCAUGUCUGUGUGCAAUUGCAUUUGUUCAAUAUGCAUGGGAGUUGAUAAAGGAAUUUGCAUGGGAGUUGAUAAAGGCACCAAUUCAUGUUAUGAAGUGGUUCACUUGGUUUAAGUGUCUAUUUGUGCACACUAAAGUUGGAGGUCAUAGAUGAAAUUUGAGGUCAAGUUAAAGGGUAAGCUUAUGUAUUAUGUCAUAUACAUAUCUAUCUAUCUAUUUAUAUAUCAUCCAUAGCCUAAGGGGGAAAGAGAAACUUCUGCAAAAUUGUGUUCUUUGGUGACUUAGAAAUGUUGUAUGUCACUCUUAAACUAUUUAUCUUUCAACAUCUAACUACAUCUUCAUAAAAUUCAAAAGAUCACCUAAGGUAAGAUAAAACUAUUUGCUUUCCAAUUCUAAUCAUUCAUCUUUACAAAAUUCAGUAGACCUAAGACAAGCGAAACAAGUUCAUUCAAUAAAAAAAGAAAAACAGUCCGGUGCACUUAAGCUAUCAUUAUGCGCAGUGUCCGGGGAAGGGCCAGGCUACCACAAGAGUGUAUUGUACGCAAUCUUGCCUUACAUUUCAAUCAGAGGCUGUUUUCAAGGCUUGAACCAGUGACCUCCUGGUCACAUGACAACAACUUUACCAGUUACUCCAAUCAAAACUAUACUCCUCGAAGCAUUCUUUUAUAAUAAUGCAAGUAUUACUUAUAUUUUAUCGGAUUUCGAUCUAGAUAAACUUACCCUAGCUUAUAUGAAUAUGUAAAUACGUUCAAGUUUACAUACAACAUGCAGAACAAUUACUCAACCAUAACUAUAUUUGAUAAUACCAACAAAAAGAGAGAAUUAUAGAAAAAUUCUCGUAAAAAUGUAUCGAAAGGAAUUAAAGUUUCAUUUAAGAUUUAAUACAUAGUUUAGACUAAAAAAAAGUAAAUAAUUAAUAGAUAAAAGUGUAAGAUUUGCUAAAAUACUAUUAACUUUCACCAACAAAAUAAAAAUUGAGAUAACCAAACAAAUGAACUAGUGAAACUUUUAUUAUAAAAUGGGACAGAAAACCGUCACUUUCACAUAAAGAAUAAAUUCUUUUCCUUGCAAUCUUAUAUUCCU
Messenger RNA from Capsicum annuum, 2133 nucleotides. Its product is annotated as signaling peptide TAXIMIN 1-like. Bases 908 to 1204 code for a protein of 98 amino acids. The transcript is spliced from 3 exons. NCBI's taxonomy places the organism in Eukaryota, Viridiplantae, Streptophyta, Magnoliopsida, Solanales, Solanaceae. The record is from RefSeq and is a predicted model, not a curated record.